UCUGCGCGAUCGGGCACGCAUGGAUGUAAACAUAUUGAUACCAAUAAGAGGGGAAUUAUACCAUUAUUCUCAUAGAUCGCAUUUGAUUACUUUUGGCUACAUUCGAUACGGUACUUCAUGAAGACAGUAUGUGAUCAUUUUACAUCAGUUUUUAUGAAUUCAACACAUCAUUGCGUGUUACUCAGUGAGACUGAUCUGACUUGCGUGUCGACACAUUUUUUCUUCAAGGUCAAUUUGGACUAUGGUAUUCUGUUUUCAUGAGGAACAAUACUUAUCGAAACAGAAAGCAAAGUUUGAAUGUUUACAAGUUUAUAGACCAUGCAGGAAUAACUGAUCACAAUGAUUUGCUAUAGGGGAUCUCGUCUACCUGUUCUUCUGCUUUCAUGCUUCAUUGUAAUCAUCAGUUAUUCUGGUUCGUCUAAUGGUCAAUGGGACUGCUUUAACCGCCGCACCUGGUCUUACUACGGGACCUUCAACCAGUCCUGUGUUCUUACAGAUGGCACACUUGACUGUCAAUACUGUGAAAACUGGACCUCCAUCGUCGGGAACUGGAGCAACGCUGAUGAUCUCAUUGAUAGAUACGAUCUGGAGGAUAAUCAUUGUCGUGUAGCAGGGAACUCCACAGCGCCAUGGUGCUACAUGGUAAAUCUCAAGGGAGAAUUGGAGCCUGGAUUUUGUCAUAUUGACACAUGUGCAGCACAUGCUGGUUGCAGGAACGGUACCGGUGAAGAUUACCGAUGGUAUGGUCACUACACUGAGUCUGGCUACCUCUGUAUCGACUGGGAGAAAGGGAUUAAUAUCACUUUGGAUCCUGUAUCAGGGUUGGAUGAGAAUUUUUGCCGCAACCCGGACGGACGUGAUAGGCCAUGGUGUUAUUACCAGAGUCCAAACAGCAGCGAAAUCUUGUCAGAUUUCUGUCAGAUAGACGAGUGUACCCUCGGUGCCCUGUCCCACUUUCAGCUGACGCACUAUGCGCGUUUCGGCUAUUACGACAGUCGCAUCAUUGAGGACUCCAAUAUAACGGCAGAGGAGUGCGCCCUCCAGUGUCUAGAAGAGGAAUCGUUCUCGUGUCUCUCUGUCAAGUUCCGUGAUGUGCAUACCUACAACAUCCGAAGAUGUACCUUAUCAGCCCAAAGCAUAUACACUCUAAAUCUAGCAAGGACCCAACCAAACCCGGAUAUUUAUAAUAAACAUCAUGGACUGUACACUCGAAUUGACAAAAUAUGCGAUGCUUUCCUGCCAGAUUUUACGAAGCUUUCGGCAGCUGAAUGCCCUUUGCCCCUGAGUAUCUUGCUGAAUAAUGGCAGAAUCAAUGCGAGCUUCUCUGCGUCCAGUUAUAUGGACGGUCAUCACCCAAACCAAACCGAUGUGCAAAGUGUCCUAGCCUGGAUUCCAGCUGAUGACGUGACUGGAGAAUGGUGGCAGGUGUGCUACAGCGAGCGUGUCCUCAUCACUGGUCUCGUUACCCGUGGCAACAAGGAGAUGAUGGAUGGAGAGGGAUGCUGGGUUAACUCAUUUAAAGUGGACUACAGCUUAGAUGGGGAGUACUGGUGGAAUCAUUUAGAUUACCAAGGUGAUGACCCACGUCAACCUAUAGAAUUUUUCGCCAACUCAGAAGCCAGCUGCAACACGACGAUUUUCCUCCCUACACCUACCCGAGUGAGUUGUCUACGAAUACUACCCGAGACCUGGCGAAACAAGAUAUGUCUCUCUGUCGGGAUCAUCGGCUGUCUAGACAAUGACUGUGAUGAAACAAUGGGACUAAGCAUAAAUCGUAUUCAUGACAACCAGAUAGAGGCAUCAUCCUGGAACGGUGAUGCGCUCCAUCCUCCAUCAUCAGCCAGGGUAGGAUACAUACAACAAGUCGGAUAUGGGUGGAUCCCAGCACAAUCAUCGACAGAUCAAUGGAUACAGAUCAACUUCGACAGUGAGAAGUUUCUCCAGGGCGUGGUCACUCAGGGAUGUCUAGACACGGAAGCAUGGGUGGAGUCUUACACCAUCUCAUACAGCCAACACCUCGUGACAUAUCGCCAUGACAAUGGGUCAGUCGUGGUUUUUGAAGGUAACAGGGACAUGACAACUCUUGUACGCAAUGACCUGGAUCCACCCUUUGUGACCCUUAAUGUAAGAGUUCAUCCGGUCACGUGGUAUCGUGAUAUCUGCCUCCGUCUUGAGUUUAUCGGAUGCCAGAACAGGGUUUGUAAUCACAGACUUGGAAUGGAGUCUUAUAAAAUCCCCAAUGAAGCCAUAGAAGCCAGUUCCUUCCGCUACAGAUAUCCUCCAUACAAUGGACGACUACACGUAGAAAUGGCUUCCCUACCUCCAGAGCAACCCGUACCGUUCUGGGAACCAAGUGGUGAACUAGGACUGAACGAAUGGCUUCAGGUGGAUCUAGUAGAGCUACACACGGUUACAGGUAUUAUCACACAAGGUGCUGGCUUACAAUCUGAGUUGGAUUGGGUUGUCUCUUAUCGCUUAGCUUUCUGGAGCAUCAGGAGCACCAACGUAUCAGAGGAAUGGCUCUAUUACCAGGACAUCGAAGGCAAUCAAAGUAUUCUACCCGGUAACAGCGAUCAGAAUACUGAAGCCAGGAACACUCUUGACCGGCCAAUCGUCACAAGACGUGUUCGUAUCAUGCCGUAUGAAUGGUAUAGCAGACGUAUAAGAAUGCGAGCUGAGAUCGUCGGAUGCCCAUUGUUAGGCACUGGUAGGGUAUGUGACUCCGAGAAAGUGUUGUUAUAUGACGGGAAAUGCUACGCAUCUGUAAGCAGCACGGCAGAAGGAGCGUGUAGUGAUAUCUUUGCUGAAGACAGCAAGAGAGCUACGGUGAAGUCAUCCAGCAUCCAAGAUGUACUAUUAGAUCAUCGGUCUGAUCUCGUGUUCGAAAGCAAGACGCAGCUGACACUAGGAGCUACGAAAGAAGGCGAGGAAGACUGGAUGUGGGAUGACGGUACUCCCGUCAUAUAUGACCAAUUCUCGAAUGAUCUGUUAGUUAACAGUCCUCUCUGUGUGGCUCUUGACGGACUUGCAAGUUUUAAAUGGACACAGUAUGAAUGCCAGAGUGUUAUUCUGCGUGGGACUCUCUGUGAAAUAGAUAUCGAUGAGUGUCUAAGCAGUGAACAUGGGUGCUCACAUGACUGUGUGAAUGAUGAGGGUAGUUAUCACUGCGCAUGCCCAGAAGGUUACCGCUUGGAUCCGUCCCGUCGACAGUGUGUUGAUAUAUGCGCAAUUGACAUCACGAAUCCUACGAACAGCACUGUCCUCAAUAAAGGAUCCUCUUGCUUCGUCGUCAUGGAUUCUGAAGAGAUCACGUGGUCAGAAGCUACCAAUCAUUGCAUGGCAAUUCAGAGUCGUCUACCGAAUGCCAGUGACGUUUUCUUUAUGGAGGCUUUGAAUGAGGCAAAUGUAAGUGAUAUUUGGGUAGAAGACGAUCUUUCUGCCGUAGAUGAGCUCUGCCCUUCAAUCAUAUGGAACACGACUAAGAUUACAAUCGAAUCGUCUGACUGUAAUGAUCAGAAAACAUUCAUCUGUGAGCGAGAAUAUGCUGAUCUUCAUUGCCAUGAUAUUUGGUCUGAUGACGUCACAUCACACGUGACAUCAGCUUCAGUAGGUCACAUACAAGCGUUCAGUUACCCUCCACUCUACAACCAGCAAUCAACAUGUAACUUUCUGAUCAAGGGGCCUGAUAGUAUGAAUAUCAGACUGAGAAUCAUAAGGGUAAAUUUACGGCAAGACCUGUCCAAAUCACGAUGCCAAGAUGCCCUCGAUAUAAACGACGUCUUUGGUAACACAAGUCACAUCACACGAGGUCGAUAUUGCGGUGAAAUUUACGACAUUGAGGUCUUUAGCAAGUCCAACGUCGUUUUCAUUGAACUCUCUAUGUGGCCGUUGACUGCAAACAUGCCCAAUGAACUCGGCUUUGAAGCCACUUAUGACAUGGUCGAUUGCGAUGUGAUAGAUUGCAAUGCUGUAUGCGGUAAGACAGUCAGCUAUCACGGACCAUCAGGCUCAAUCCAGACCAAUGAUUUCCCGUCUAUUAUUCCACCAUUCACCAGCUGUGAGUAUAACAUUACUGUUCGAUCUGAUCGCUACAUCUCUCUUCAUUUCGACGACUUCGACAUCGAGAGUGACUCUGCGAACUGUAUUAAUCGUGUGUCAGUACGUACACCAACCGGUAUCCUGAAACGCGCACUGUGUGGAAAUAAGACCCAGCCUCUCAUCAUAUCCAACUCAUCUACGGUCAUCGUCGACUUGGACACGGGGUUAGCGGGCAAAUCAACUGGGUUCAAUCUUGUCUACAACACAACAGAAUUAGGAGGCUGUGGAUUUGGUCGCGAUACUUGUUCGGGUGUGGAGUACUGCACCCUUUCUGCCGCUGUGUUUGUCUCCGUCAACUACCCCUUUCCUUACGCGCCCAAUUCACAAUGCCGAUGGAAUAUCGUCACACCUGAAGGCUCCUUCGUGACCAUAACGUUUACACUCUUCGAUGUCGUCUCCGACACCAAUGACCAGGAGUGUACUCAAACAGACUACUUGAUCGCCUAUGAUGGGGUCAGUGAUGAAGAUUCUCAGCCAUCAGUCUUGGGACGUUUCUGCAAUGCAAACCCACCCUCCAAUGACGUCCGAAGCAGCCUGAAUGUCGUAGUCAUUGAGUUUGUUUCAGAUGAUGAUCUCGAAGGGGGUGGAUUCUACGCCGAGUACCGUGCCACCUACACCGAGCUAGAUGUAGACUCAACAGCAGGAGGUACAGAAGCAGAGUACACCUGUCCCGAGGGUUGGGAACUCUUUGGAAGUAAAUGCUUUCAGUUUACCUCACUCAACCGGACGAUUCGAUGGAACGAUGCCUCGAAGAUGUGUCGAGAUAUUGGCGCCUUUCUUGUUAGCAUUACAACCGCCAAAGAGAUGAAUUUCAUCCACUACAUGCUGACGUCAUCAUGGUUUACCGGCAACAGCAUGAAUACUUAUAUUGGUUUGACAGAUAGUGCGAAGGAAGGACACUUUAGAUGGGAAGAUGGAGGUCCUCUAAGUUAUGCAGACUGGUAUAUAGCAAACAGUCCUCAAGAAGACUCUCAACCGAAUGGCCAUGAGGAAGAAGAUUGUACGAUGAUCAAAUUGGACAACCUGCAAUCUUCAGCUAAUUGGCAUGACAUAUCAUGUGCAUCACGUGAAGCAAAUCAGUUCAUUUGUUAUCAAAUGGCUGAAGGAAACGCAAUGGUCCCCUCGCGAAUCGGAGACUUGUCAACAAAAGAAUGUCCCUCUGGAAGUCGUCGAAUAGGAGACACGUGCAUAUCGCUUGCCUUAGCAGACAACAGUCAAACCGCUCUGUUGCCAUGCCAACGCAUCCAAUCCUCCGUCCUCCUACCUCUACCACGUCUUACCUAUGUUCUUGGUCUUCUAUGGCCAUUCAGAUCGAUACCAAUAGGCAUCUCCAUCGACAUACAAGGUACAUACGACAUACAGGAACAAACGCUAAGUUCACGGCCCGAUGACGUCACCUCUGAUUCUUGUCAUGUGAUGGAAUACAAUGGCGAUGAUUGGCAGCUAGUUGAGAGGGACUGCGCACAGGCUCAUUAUGGCAGCAUGUGUUACUUUGUUGUGUCUGAUCUUGUGAAUAUCUGUGGCGAUAACAUGUUUGAGUGUCUGAAUGGAGAGUGUAUUAGAUCAGUACAUGUUUGUGAUGGACAAGAAGAAUGCAUAGGAGGAGAAGACGAAAAGAACUGUGGAGAUUCGGAGUUUAUUGAUGAUAUCACUGCAGCUCCAUCUUGCCCUGACUCAAGUUUCCAAUGUGAUAUGGGUCGAUGUAUCUCAGCUUCAUUCUACUGUGACUAUGUACCUCACUGCCAAGACAUGUCGGACGAGGAGCAUUGUGCCUAUCCGCAAUGUAAGGAUGAUGAAUUUCAGUGUAGCAACGGACAAUGUAUCGAGGCAUCUCAGCAGUGUGAUAUUAUUCCAGAUUGUGUGGAUGGUAGCGAUGAAGAACUGUGUCAGUUCUGUUCAGGAGAAACCUUUCAGUGUUACGAUAGUAGAUGUAUCCCUAAUAGAUCAGUAUGUGAUGGGAGUCAAGACUGUCGUGGACUUAAUAAGGAAGAUGAACAAUCAUGUGAAAGCCGUGACGAUGAUAGAUUGAGGUGUUUAAACGGUGAGAAGCUAGAGUCGAGGCGGCGCUGUCUCUAUGACUUUGAUGAGUAUGGAUUGCAACAAGGCUGUCGUGACGUCACUCAUCUUCGUGAUUGCGGUGACAUCGAAUGUUUUGGAAACACGUUCAAGUGUCCAAAUUCGUAUUGUCUCCCUCUACGACGACGAUGUGACAGUGCUGCCGAUUGUCCAGGCGGCGAAGACGAGUUUGAAUGUGAAUCAUAUUCCUGUCCUGGAUUUCUACGAUGCCACGGAGAGAGGUACUGUGUUACAGACGAUCAGAUCUGUGAUGGGGUAAAGGACUGCCCUGAUGGUGAUGAUGAAAUGUUCUGUGACAUCGCUUGCCCCUCUGGAUGUUCAUGUGAUGGUCUCAGUUUUGAUUGUCGUUCGUUCGAGGUAUGGACACCCGAGCUGGCUGCUAGUAUCCCUACAGAUGCUCGUCAAAUAAUAAUCGCCGACGUUUCUCAAAACAGCCGAAGUAGGCGAGCCGCAGAUAUCACCUGGAACCAGACGACGAUAGAGGACGUCCUUUAUCUCAGUUUAUAUCCGUACACCCUUCUCCUCUCAUUGGGACUUCCUGGUAAUGGAAUCGAAGUGAUUAUAAAUGGAACGUUUAUUACUCAACGAAAUCUGAAGAAGUUAGACCUUUCGAGGAAUAACAUUUGGAUGCUAUACUCUGACACUUUCCGUGGGUUGAAUCAACUAACCGAACUUGACCUGUCAUCGAACCCCUUGACGGUCCUACAGCCCGGUGCCUUCAACUCUCUGCACAGUCUACCUGUCUUACGCUUGCAGAAUCUUGAGCUAACAGCCCUUGAAGAAGGCGCUUUCGUUGGACUCGAUUCAGUUCGAAUCAUAAAUCUAGCAGACAAUAAAAUUGAGCGAGUGACGUCAGGAGCUUUUAAUGGUCUGAACUACACGCGCACAUUGAAUCUCGCAGGUAACGACAUCGUUACAUUUGAAAUGGAUAUCUUCAGAGGACUCGACGGGCUCCGACACCUAUCAUCAGACCGAUUCUUAUUUUGCUGCAUUGUGUCUGGUCUUGAGAGCUGCUACCCUCCGGAGGACCAAUUCUCAUCGUGUGAAGACCUGAUGCGAUCCGAUGUGCUCCGAGUCUUCAUGUGGAUACUCGGUGUUAGUGCAUUUAUUGGCAACAUCUUCGUCAUCAUAGAACGAGUACGAGAGAAGAAGAAUUUCCGCGUCCAAUCUUUCCUGAUCUUCAACCUUGCUAUAUCUGACUGUCUGAUGGGAGUCUACAUGCUCAUCAUUGCCAGCGCGGAUGUACACUAUAAGAGUGUAUACGUUUUCCAUGCAGAGAGUUGGAAAGCUAGUGGCAUGUGCAAACUUGCUGGAAUCUUAGCCAAUCUUUCCAGUGAAGUAUCAGUGCUUAUUCUCACUAUAAUAAGCUUAGAUCGUUUCCUCUGCAUCACAUUUCCCUUCUCACAAAAGCACUUGGGAAGGAAAUCAGUACGCAUUACAGCAGCAGUGAUCUGGUCAGCAUGUCUUAUCUACAGUGUAAUCCCAGCCCUACCUAUCCCAUAUUUUGGAGAGAGAUUCUACGGACGUUCCGGUGUAUGUCUCGCUCUUCCGUUGACCAAUGUCAAGCCUCCAGGGUGGCAGUAUGCCAUGAGCGCCAUCUUCAUCAACUUUAUUGCCAUGGUAACCAUCAUUGGCUGCUACAUUGUGAUCUAUGUUGUUGCUAAGCGAUCGGGAUCAACCGUUAGGAACAACAAACAGAUGGCUUCAGAGUUUAAAUUGGCGGUCCGAACUGCAAUCAUCGUUGCUACAGAUAUCUGUUGCUGGUUACCUAUCGUCAUACUAGCAUUUGUUUCUCUCUCUAACUCUGCCAUCAUACCACCGACGGUGUACGCCUGGAUUGCUGUCUUCGUUCUCCCAAUCAACUCGGCCAUCAACCCAUAUCUCUAUACCAUCUCAACGGUCGAUGUCAAGACCAGACUGGCGUCGUAUCGCACUGGUUCGAAUCUCUUCUUGGGCAGCAACAGCAGUGGCAAAAAUGGAACUACAGGCAAAAGUGGAAACACCACGCAUCUUGGACACAGUUCGUCAAGAGAAAAUGAUUCAACCACACCUAUUCCUAUGAACACAAGGAAGCCUGAUCGUUUCAUUCUAUCUGAUGCACUCAGCCUUAUCGGAGCCAAGAAGCUUCACCUGACAAUCGAGGAUGUUCAGUCUGUUCGGAAAGAAUUGCACGGUGUACUUGACAUAAUCCACGCAUGCGCCAUGACCCAUGGGUCAAUAGAUGCUCAUCACGUUAUCAUCGCGAAAGAGGAGGAGUCGGGGAAGUGGACAGGCUCUCUUAUUUUGACGUCUACACCCGGUGAGAUGAAGGACAAUUCUCCGACUGAUGAUGAUGUAGAUAAACUGGAAACUGUUAUCGUAGAACUGACUGACGCACUGGGAUUUGACACCGCUUUAUAGGAGCUACGAAGGGACAGCGAAUAUAAUUUGUCAGUGCCAUUCAGUGCCUUAACCACGAGAAAAUGUGUUAAGGAAUGUGUAUAACAUUCUUACAGAUAGUAUUGUCAUGGCAUGGCAUGUUUUUAUUUCCCGUAUUUCUUCACGCGUCAAAAUAAUUGCUUUAUUUACUUGAACUAAGACUAUUAGCACUUUCGAUUUCAGCUGAGUUUUCUUCGUUUUUAAUGCAAAACUGAAUGUAUGUUUAUUUCUGUGCUAUUAUAUUCUUACAAGUGUAUAUCAUGCUAGGAUUGUACUUGUAUCUUUAAUGUUUUUACGCUUUUUAGGGUCAAAUUUAGGCCUCUUUUAAAGUAUGGAUAGUGGUAAAGUGAGUCCGUAAUGGUAUUGACUGUGCUAAUGGUACAUGCCACAUGUGAAAGUGAUUACUGUUUUGUAAAGUAAUUAUUGGUAAUAUUCCUCAAGGAAAUGUUAGAGAUGCUGAAAUGUCUCAUGAUAGUUGUCAGUUAUUUGAAAGCAUUUAUUAUUGUUGUUUUAAGGUCAAUAUCUCAUAAAUUCGGGUGUACACGUGAGACAUAUUUUUCUUACGCUUUAGGAUUUCAUUUAGUAGUAAUUGUAGUACACCUAUACGCACGUACGUACAAAUUACAAAGCGGAGUGAUAUUUUUAGGUAAAGUUUGAGUGAUUCGCUUUUCGAUUAUCCUUGUUUAAAUCGUUCUUGGUGUAACAUCGCGAUACUUGUUGUAAUAGUUAGGAAAGAGAAUGGAUCAUUGUAAUGUGAUUUAUAAUAUGCUAAUGAUAGAUGUUUAUGAUUCAGAAACAAGACAAAGACAAAGAAGACAACAUUUAUUGAAGUAUAGAAGUGAAAGAAAUAGUUACAUGAUAAGAGUUUGAACAUGAAUCUCAAUAUUUCUAGUUGCUUUACUCUAGUCUCAAACUUGAUAAGUACUCUUUGAAGGUCAUGCAUUUACUUAAGUUUGCUUACAAAGAAAGCAUUCUAAGAGAAAAGAACAUAUUACAGAUGAAAGUGUAAAAAGUAUUAAUGCAUUUUCCAGUUUAAAGAGAAGGUUGAGUUCUGGGAAGAGGUGAAAAAUAAUUUGUGAGCGUUACU
This is a messenger RNA of Strongylocentrotus purpuratus (purple sea urchin), 9679 nucleotides long. RefSeq lists its product as uncharacterized. Lineage: Eukaryota; Metazoa; Echinodermata; Echinoidea; Camarodonta; Strongylocentrotidae. The record is from RefSeq and is a predicted model, not a curated record. Gene Ontology annotation, molecular function: calcium ion binding; G protein-coupled receptor activity; protein binding. Gene Ontology annotation, cellular component: membrane. The transcript has 49 exons. Gene Ontology annotation, biological process: G protein-coupled receptor signaling pathway. The coding region runs from base 340 to 8574 and encodes 2744 amino acids.